This is a messenger RNA of Mesocestoides corti, 1392 nucleotides long. Lineage: Eukaryota; Metazoa; Platyhelminthes; Cestoda; Cyclophyllidea; Mesocestoididae. The record is from the annotation of a GenBank genome assembly.
AUGACUCAGUCAAUAUUUAUUCAAGUGGGCCAGUGCGGCAACCAAAUAGGCCAUCGUUUCUGGGAUUUAGCUUUGCGAGAGCAUGCUGAGGCGAACAAGGGGCAUCGAUUUGAUGAAUCUAUGCGGACGUUUUUCGAUAUAUCAAGCAUGAAUUCUAGGCAAAUUUUGAAAGCUCGAUCUUUGCUGGUAGAUAUGGAGGAAGGCGUUGUGAAAGGAAUUCUUCGUGGUCCGUUAGGAAAUAUCUUUGAUGCUGCACAUUUAAUAACAGAUAUUCCUGGUUCAGGAAAUAACUGGGCUGUUGGAUACUAUGAACAUGGAGAGAAACACGCAAGUGAAAUCAUCGAGGCUCUUCGUCGAACUGCAGAAUCCUGCGAUUGUCUUCAGUGCUUUUUUAUACUCCAUUCAAUGGGAGGAGGAACCGGAUCAGGAACAGGCAGCUUUGUGACAACUCUUCUUGCAGAUUAUUUUCCUGAGGUUUUCAAGAUCAUCACCGCUGUUUUUCCUUCGCUCAAUGACGAUGUUAUUACUUCUCCCUAUAACACUGUUUUGGCUUUGGAUAAAGUUACAGAAUUUGCGGACUGUGUAAUUGCGAUUGAAAACCAAGCGCUUGCAACCAUCGCAAACAAUAUUCGAGGGGAACUUAAGGAUAGAAAAGGUGGAAAUCAACUCUCUUGUGGAAGUGUUAUCUCUGGUGAGGGUGGAAUCUCUGAAGGCAAAGUGAAGGCGUUUGACGAAAUGAACAAUAUUGUUGCCAAUAUGCUUCUAAAUCUCACCAGCUCCGCAAGGUUUCAAGGGACAAUGAAUGUCGACUUGAACGAACUGAGUAUGAAUCUGGUUCCUUUCCCAAGGCUGCAUUAUUUAAUUGCGGCUCAAAGCCCAAUUACAUCUUUCAAAAGCAUCAGAGCUCCGAGAAAUAUCGACCAGGUUUUCCAGGAUGUUUACUCUCGUGAUUACCAACUAAUCUCCACCAACCCAAAGGCACACACAUUCCUGGCCACUUCUCUGUUGCUACGGGGCGAUGGCUUUGCUUCAGACAUUCGAAGAAAUAUUGACAAGCUGCAGAAAAAGCUAAAAUUCGUUCCAUGGAAUCUCGAGGGAUGGAAAGUCGGCCAUUGCGAAGUGGCGCCAGUCGGACAAAAGUCGAGUCUCUUGGCCAUGUCAAACAAUACGUCGAUCACUAUUCCAUUCAGCAAUGUGCUUGAACGCUUUAAUAAGCUUAUCCAUAAGAAGGCUCAUAUCCAUCACUACCUGACAGUGAAUGACUUUGAGAUGGCCAACUUUGAACAAAGCGCGACCAGUCUUUCAGAUCUAAUCCAGACAUACAAGUUAUUUGACUCCGAGUCGGGAGAAUUGGGAGCUAAUGCAAUACCGACGAUUAAAAUAGCAGAUUAA